Messenger RNA from Pipistrellus kuhlii (Kuhl's pipistrelle), 3078 nucleotides. RefSeq names its product protein phosphatase 2C like domain containing 1 (gene PP2D1). Gene Ontology annotation, molecular function: protein serine/threonine phosphatase activity. Gene Ontology annotation, biological process: protein dephosphorylation. The transcript has 2 exons. The annotation marks the transcript as partial. NCBI's taxonomy places the organism in Eukaryota, Metazoa, Chordata, Mammalia, Chiroptera, Vespertilionidae. The record is from RefSeq and is a predicted model, not a curated record.
GGAACCAAAGUAAAUUGCACAGAUGAGGGUCUGCAUCAUUCCUGGCACGUAAAUAUCUUUCAUCCUGCUUGCAGAGUAUUUUGGAAAGCGAGGAAAUGGAAUAUGAAAAAAUUUGAGUUUGAAGAGGACUUCCUACUUUUUUGGAGAAGAAAGUAUCUUAGAAGGAAGGAGGAAAGACGGUUGAGUUUUUCUGAGACCCAGCAAGAGCAGCAGCUCUGCGAUCAGAUCAUCACAUUUCCCUGUUCCAUGUGCAAGAAGGAAAUUGACCUAACUGGAUUUUUCCUCCACAAAAAGCAACAUGUCGCUCUGGCCACACUGGGUCUUGAAUGGAAGAGUGGAAUUACACCAGCACGCUCAGCAGUUGCUGGUAAGAGAAAGUUCACCAUUACUAAACUAAUGUCAUCUUCUACAUUUACUGAAAAAGGCCUAGAGAGCAUGAAUAAUGCUUUAGAAGUACUUUGGAAGAAACAAAUGCCAGAGUACUAUAAGAUCAUGGAAAACAUUCACAAUAGUACCAUCCAUUCACAAAGAAUCUGCCAUCUAUUAAUUAAAGGAGCAGCCGUUUGCACUGACAAGAAUUCUACGUGGAAAGUGGACAUGAACGAUAAAUUCACUAUAGCGAAUAAUUUUGGCAGUAAACUGGAUGUGUGCUUCUUCGGUUUGUUUGAUGGGCAUCAUGGUCCAACAGCAGCAGACUUCGCAUCCAAGGAACUCCCAGUUUUACUUCUCCAUCAGCUUUCCAAAUUUGAUCCUUCCUACCAAAUGACCCUUAGAGAGCACAAAUUAAUCAAUUCUUUCCAGACAGUGUUUAGGAAAGAGUACAUCGCUCUAGAAAACCUCUUCUCUGUAAACAAAGAAACAAAAGAACCGCCGUGUAAGCGUGAGAACAUACACAAAGCCUUUGCCAAAGCCUUUUGGAGAAUGGAUAGGCUUUUACGUCUUGGGAGAGAAGAAGUAUCCAGGGUUCAAUGGAGCGGCUGUUCUGCAGUUGCCUGUGUAUUGGAAGGCAAACUCACGAGUUCCAAGGCCAAGAAGAAUCAGAGACGCCCUGACCAUGAUGAUUGGUCAGAGAGAUUCCCUUCCCAGAGGGUGCCGCAAGUAAUCUCUGGAGAACUACAUAUUGCACACACUGGUAAUGUACAAGCAGUCUUAUGCAGAAAUGGAAAAGGCUUUUGCUUAACCAAAGAACAUACUCUGAGAAACAAAAAGGAAAAAAAAAGAGUACUUGAGAAUGGAGCAAGAAUUAGUUCAAAUGAACCAUAUGGACUCCUAGAAGGGCAAACAAAAACCACAAGAGGACUUGGAUUUCAUGGAAAUCCCAAACUGAAAAAUUUCAUUAUUCCAGUACCUCAAACAUUGUCUGUCCCUAUAGAUGACUUAUGUCAAUUCCUUAUCUUAGCUACUAAUGGACUUUGGCAAGUUCUGGAUAAAAAGGAAGUCACUGCAUUGGCAAUAACAAUGUUUCAAAUGUAUAAAGAAAUACACUAUUUUAACCUAAAAAAAAGAUUAACCAAAGAUUCUCUGUUUUCCCCAGUCUUUGGAAAAAAGGCUACUGAACCAGAAAGUAAUACCCACACAUCGUUUCAGCGUAAAUCUGAAGAAUGGGUGCCAAGUACAAAUUUAAAAGAAAAAUUGUCUAGUGUAAAAAAUUCUAAGAAUUUCACCCGUGAUCCUAAAAAUACACAAACAUUUCUACCAGAAAUGACUAAUUGUGAUACUUGCAGUGAGAAAGCAACUGAUAAGCCAACCCAUGAAGGUGGUGUGCCAGGAGAUUCAAUUGAAAAACAAAAAAUAUACCCCAAGCAUUUCUAUGAAGCUGCAGCUGAGUAUAUCAGCCAUGGACUUGUAAGUGCUGCUUUAGUGGCUGGCUCCAGAGACAACAUUACAGUUAUGGUAAUACUUCUCAAUGGAAGUGAAUAUCAGUUUCUGAAAUGAAAGAUAAAGUUCUGAUUAUCCAGAAUACAAAAAUAUAAAGAAGAACUCUUCAAUGAACCAGAUAUUAGGAUAAUACAUCAAUACCACACAAAUAAUUUUUAAGAAUGUAGUAAAGAAAAUAUAAAUGCAGAUUUUUGAGUUAUAUAAUACUAUUUAUAUAUGUUCACUGCUCCAGUGGAAAAAAAAAGAGAAAAACCAGUACUGCUUUUUAUACCACUUUAUUCCAACCUGAGCACCUCAAUAUAAAACUAAACACUGGUGAACUGUUUCCUUACUAAUUCUGAAUUACUGUAAAUGUACAAGUUCUGCUAGCAGUUCAACACUUAAAUAGAUUAAAUCAUUUCUGACACAUGGUAGAUUUCAUAUAAUGAAAAUACCUAAAACAAUUAGUGCAAUAUACUGAAUUGAUCAAAAUAAACAAACUUUGGAAAAUAAGGCUGCAAGAUUAUUAUUAACAUGUCGAAAUACUUACGCUACAAAUUACUGGUACAUUGUUUAUUACGGUUCUGAAGCCCCUUCCUUUGGAAGGAGGCAAGAAGGAAAAAUUAGCUGUUUUAGUAACUGUACAUUUUGUAUACUUUUAAGCAACUCUUAAAUAUUACAGAAAAGUAAUGAACAUAUGGAGACUACAAUGCAGUACCCUAUUUACAGUACAGCUGAAGAUCAAAUUUAAAAUAAUCAAGUUUGAAUGUACAUAAUUGUUAGUGCGUUAACUAUAUUAUGACCAAAGGGAACAAAAGCCCCCUGCAAGCCCCUGAACAAAACUGAUAAAAUGGCCUGCAGUGAUUAAACAAAAAUCAGACACUUGGUUUGUUUCACUUUUGUUGAAGAGCUCACCUUCAGAGGGAACACUACUCAUUACAAUGCCUUUUAUCAGUUUUCAUAUUCCUAAAACAAGAUGGGGUUACUUUUUUCCUUUUUUUUUUUUUUUACCCCAUUUUAAAAAAUAAGAGGACUGCCUGCAAUUUAGAUGCCACUAAUGUUCACUCCUCUCACCCCCUAUCCUGCCCCCCCAAUAUGUGGGACUGUUUUCUUGUAGCUAAUUUGUUUAAAUGUGGAAUGUACACUUUAAAUAUGGAUACUAUGAGAAAUUAUUGGUUUCCUAAAUACUAUAGCUAAGCAUAAAUAUCUUUAGAACCUUCU